Molecule: messenger RNA, 1385 nt
Organism: Andrographis paniculata
Lineage: Eukaryota; Viridiplantae; Streptophyta; Magnoliopsida; Lamiales; Acanthaceae
Product: cytoplasmic tRNA 2-thiolation protein 1
Exons: 10
Coding region: 104-1177 (357 amino acids)
Biological process (GO): tRNA wobble position uridine thiolation
Cellular component (GO): cytosolic tRNA wobble base thiouridylase complex; mitochondrion
Molecular function (GO): tRNA binding
Source: RefSeq, a predicted model, not a curated record
CAAACGGACGGCCGCGCCAUUCGCCGUCCUCGGCGGAAUUUUCGUACGUUCUCCGGGAACAGUCGGAAUCGCGGAGUGUCUUCUGCGGAGAAUUGAAGUUCAGAUGGCGUUGGAGACGGCGGGGACGAAGCCUCGAGGCGGUGGUAGGCUCUGUACAGUCUGUAAUGAAAGACGCGCGGCUCUGAAACGUCCUAAAACCCUGGAGCAAAUAUGCAAGGAGUGUUUUUAUGCAGUUUUCGAAGACGAAGUUCAUUCAGCUAUAGUUGAUAAUAAUCUUUUCAAUCCUGGCGAACGCGUCGCUAUUGGAGCAUCCGGAGGAAAAGAUUCCACGGUGCUUGCUUAUGUCUUAUCGGAAUUGAAUCGAAGACAUAAUUAUGGCUUAGAUCUUUUCCUGCUUUCUGUUGACGAAGGCAUCACUGGUUACAGAGACGACUCGCUUGAAACUGUCAAGAGAAAUGAAGUUCAGUAUGGACUUCCUCUCAAAGUUGUUUCAUACAAAGAAUUAUAUGGAUGGACAAUGGAUGAGAUUGUGAAGCUUAUAGGGUUGAAGAAUAACUGUACCUUUUGUGGUGUUUUUCGGCGUCAGGCCCUUGAUCGUGGUGCUGCACUUUUAAAAGUAGACAAGCUAGUGACGGGGCAUAAUGCAGAUGAUAUCGCCGAAACAGUCCUCUUAAAUAUAUUAAGAGGUGAUAUAGCAAGGCUGAGCAGAUGUACCUCUAUUACAACUGGUGAAGAUGGACCUAUUCCAAGAUGCAAGCCUUUCAAGUACACCUAUGAGAAGGAAAUUGUGAUGUAUGCAUACUUCAAACGAUUGGAUUACUUCUCUACUGAGUGCAUUUAUUCUCCAAAUGCUUAUAGAGGCUUUGUUCGGGAAUUUAUUAAAGAUUUGGAGAGGAUGAGGCCAAGAGCUAUACUCGACAUUAUAAAAUCAGGGGAGGACUUUAGGAUUUCUGCUUCCACAAAAAUGCCAGAGCAGGGAAACUGUGAAAAAUGUGGUUACAUUUCCAGCCAGAAAUGGUGUAAAGCAUGUGUUUUACUUGAGGGACUUAACCGUGGUUUACCUAAGAUGGGCAUUGGGCGGAGCAGAGGUUACGACGCCGAACGCAGUAGGGACACUAAAGAAACUAAUGGAACAAAGACAUUGCAGAGCAAGCAGUGUGGAACACUCGAUUUCUAAUCUAUGACAAUCUCACUCCAUUGCCUUCAUUGGUAGUAUGAAAGGAUUGAAUCCUGCCACAUAGGACAACUCACCAUUUUAUUACAUACUGCCACUUUGUUUUGGCCUGCUUAUUAAAUAGAUUUGUAGGUCAAUUUGAAAUAUAUUCUUAUACCAGUUACCAAAAUAUAUAUACAUUUUCAUGCUCUAUAAUAUAAAAGUACUUGUA